Molecule: messenger RNA, 2768 nt
Organism: Formica exsecta
Lineage: Eukaryota; Metazoa; Arthropoda; Insecta; Hymenoptera; Formicidae
Product: enhancer of split mgamma protein-like
Exons: 5
Coding region: 711-1568 (285 amino acids)
Biological process (GO): regulation of neurogenesis; anterior/posterior pattern specification; regulation of transcription by RNA polymerase II
Cellular component (GO): nucleus
Molecular function (GO): protein dimerization activity; DNA-binding transcription factor activity, RNA polymerase II-specific; RNA polymerase II cis-regulatory region sequence-specific DNA binding
Source: RefSeq, a predicted model, not a curated record
AAUUUAUGAUAAUUUUUCUGACAAAUUUCAGAUUAAAAUAUAUACGGAAAAAAACUUUUAACGAUUUUCGUGGUAAAAUUUGACAGGACCGAUUUGGCAAUAUUGACUUUAAUUAUAGUAACAUGCACAGAGGGAGAGUCGGCCCGCGUGUUUUGUCAGCCCGUAUAUAAGUAUCGUCUGCGCGCGUGUAUGAGUGAGUGCAACACCGUGAAGCAUUUGGAGCGACCUUCCUAUCCAAAGUAGCUUCUCCGGAGGGUUCCAAGCUGGGUGAGGGUAGCCUGUGUCGGAAUGGCAGCGAAGAGCAUCGAGUCAGUUGGUGUAGAGACUCCACCAAGUGCACCCGCCUCUGUGUCUAAUGUCAGCCCGUCUCGACCUGUCAACUCACUCGGCGUGUCGUCGGAAUACACACGUUAUCCGCUAUUUUAUUCAUUUAAAUCUUGAUACGUGAAAUGUAAAAUGUCACGGCGAGACGCCGUGAGACAGAUCGAUUUGCGUUAUAAUUCAACUGUUUGAGGAAAAUUGACAAGACACGUCAACGUGCUGCAUCGUUCCUGUGUGCAAUUAAUCAUUCUAUAGAUUUUAUUCGGUAGAGUGUCUUUAAAUGUAAUUUUUGACAUUUUAAAUGACAAUUAUUACAGACUGCUAUUGGAAUUGCCAGUUUUAACAAAGUUUUUUAUUUACUUACUGGAUCUAUAUCUUCCUCACCUGCAAUGAUGUCGUACGAUUAUCCUCAUCCAGUCUCGAGAACGUAUCAAUACAAGAAGAUAACGAAGCCGCUUUUGGAGAGGAAGAGACGAGCGCGUAUAAAUCGUUGCCUCGACGAACUUAAGGAUCUCAUGGUGGACGCUUUACAGACCGAAGGCGAGAAUAUCAGCAAACUGGAGAAGGCGGACAUCCUCGAGUUGACGGUGCGUCAUCUGCAGAAGCUGCAGGCCUCGCGAUCCGCCGGAUUAUCGGCGACGAUUGCGAGCGGCGACGAAAUUUCCGCGGAGAGCCGCUGGCAAUCCGGCUUUGGGCAUUGCGCGGCGGAAGCCUGCAGAUUUCUCUCGUCGCUUCCAGGUGAAGCCGCGGAGAGGCUGGCGAGGCACCUCGCAGCUGGCCUUCAAAGCCGGCAAACGAAUUCAUCGCCGAAAGCCAAUCUGUUAUCGCCUACCCUGGUCAAUCUGGAUCGCAUCGCCAACAUCGUGGCACCUUGUCCCGUCGCCACCUCCGGCGAAAUUGACUCGGCGAUACCUUCCGCAAGCGUGUCGCCGGAGAUCAAAUCCGUGGUCCGCGCCGAUAAGACUGUCGACGAGAUCGGCGACGCGAGCGCGUCGACGACAACCGUUUCUUCUUCCACGCCUCGAUGUCGAGCCACGAUGUCGCUCGUUGACGGCGACGAGAAAUUAACAGUAAAUUGCAGCGACAAGCCGAAGAGUCUGAGGGAUCGGCGAUCAGCGGCGACGGCGACAACGACGACGAUGAUGAGGAACAAAACGAAUGACCCGCAAGACAUUAACGCCGAUGACGAUGAAGAAAUCGACGUCGAACGCGUGGACGAACGCGACCCGAUGUGGCGACCGUGGUAGCGCUCGAGCACACUUUGUAAUAAGCCGUCGAUGAGAUGCAUUCCCUAUUCAGAGACUGUCUCAAAACGUCCCGUUAUUCAUCUCAUUUAUAUAUACUUUGACGUUCUCCAAGUUGAUUUCUUCUUGAUAAAAAUGUUAAAGACUUAUAAAUGACUGAGAGUGAAGAAGCAAACAAAAUACAUAACAGAUGUUUAUUAUUUACUUAAUUGCAAGUUUAUAUUAUUUGAACGAUAUUUUAAUUUAAGGCUUAAUUAAAAAGUAGAGAGGUCUGAUGUGUAUGUUACAUAGUAAAAUGUAAUAUGAUAUUUUUUAGAUUUUGCAGUUAGGAGUUAUUGUGAAGAAUAGAGAAAAUGGGAAAAAAAUAUUAGAGAUAACAAGAGAAAAGUAAACUUCUAUUCAAAGUUAAAUUUUCACUCUCUUUAAAGUAACUCAUUUAAAUCUUAAUUCUUUAUUUUAAAUUUUACUUUUAAUAAUUUUUUAUAUUAAAAAGUAUAUAUUUAUUAUAAGUCACAAGAGAUUUAUUCGAUGAAUUUCCCUUUACGUUAAAUGCUGGUUGCAAUACAUAUACAUAUCAUGCCUAUACCAAUAGAGAAUGAUAAAGGGAUCAUCGGUAUCAUAACGUAUGUAAUAUUAGUAUUCUUACGUUAAUUUUUAUAUUACUUUGGUACUUGGCUUUAAAUCGUAGAUGAUAGUACAUAUUUUUAGAAAUUCACAUUAUUAUUUACAAAUAGAAUUGUGAUAUAUGUUAAAGCAAUUUUUUAUUGUUCGAAUAUUUUAAAAGACAAAUGACUAUAUAUAUAUAUAAAAAAAAUACUCGAUAUCUCAACAGAUUAUAUAUCUGCUACGAAUUAAACACACAAAAUAAUUAUUAUAAUUAAUAUUUUAUAUUCUAAUUAUGUUAUCUAUUACACAUCGGUUAUACCAUAAAUUUGUCAUUUAAAAUAUAUCUUUAUUAUUUUAAUGUAUGUAAGAAGAAUGUUAUAUAUAAUUAAUUUUAAAAUAUAGUUUUUUAUUUAUAUAUAAUUAUAUUAGCAAAAUAUAUUGCCGUAUAAUUAUUUACAUUAAUUUACAUUUUGAUGUUAAUAACAAAUGUAUACUUCAUGCGUGAUUAAUCUGUGAUAGCAAUAAGAAUUCAAUAUUUUGUAUUAAGUAUGGCCUGAACAAUUUUUGAUAAGACAUUUAAAUUCAGAAGAUAAUGUU